AUGGCGACCAAAGGGUUUCUCGUUGGAGAUCACAGCAUUCGUCCUCGACGUGCUGUGAGGUAUGUAGCCAAUAAACAAGCAAGUAAAACAGCGAAAAGAAAGAAGAAGAAACCUGAAUGGGAUGUAAGUAGAAUAUAUGUGAGAUGCAUAAGAUAUAAAUUCAUAAGUUUACGAAAAUUUCACUCUUCUUGAGUGGAUUUCAUAUAAACAUAAGCUUGAAAGCUUAUGUUAAAAGCUUCUUUGCUUAUUUGAAGAUCGAUCAGUACGCUAGUAGAUUUUCCACGGUAUUAGUUUAAGUUCUUAUGUAAGUUAUUGUUAAGCGCACAAGUAAGCAUGCGUAUAUUCUGUAUGAUAAUUUUUCAGAAUACAGUAAACGACCUGACUGUGCACAGGGCAUCCAAGGAAGAACAGGUAGACUAUCUUUCUUUUUAUAGCUGAAAUUGGCAAGGUUAUAUUGCCCUAAGAACCAGUUUUUUAUAUCAGAAUUUCUCCUGACUAAAUUUCCCAAAAAGCUUUUAAUGCAAAAUUAUAUUAAUAGGGAAGCCUCUUCGAUGAGUAUGGUAUGUUAAAUAAUUUGGUUAUUUGAUGCUUGUUUUAAAUAGACUAAUAGUGAAAUACUUUUAAUGUUAAUAUUGUAUUCUUCCCUCUGUCCUGAGUUAAUAAGUGCUACUAACAUCAUUAUAAUUAUUUAUGCGUCUAGGAUAAUGAGCAACCUGUACAUUUAAUGCAUGAAUCUGAAGAUAAUUAUUAUUGAUGUGAUUGUUUUUGAAGCUCAAAAGACAUGAACUUCACAAAUCCAAGAAUACAACAAAUGUGCUGUUGCAAAGGCAGCUCAAAGACUCAAGCCUAGGUAAGGGAUUAUGUUAGUAAAAAAUCCACUUAUUUAUAAUUUGGAGGGUAACAGCUAGCCUGAGAAAACAGCUGAUAUUUCAUGAAGCCACCUCUGGACUCCCCACGAAAUAACGUCUGACAAACGAUACUGAUGACACGUCACUACCCAGAUCUGGGUAGGGCUUCUGAUUGGCUGAAGCAAAUUUCUCACGUGUCACAACCAGUCGGAAGCACUACCCAGAUCUGGGUAGUGAACUUUAUCAAUAUGGAAUUUUUGCAAAAGUUUGUCAGACAUUACUUCUUGGGGAAACCAGUGGUGGCGUUACUAAAUGUCAGCUGUUUUCUCAGGCUUGGUAAAAGCUUGUAAUAAAACCCUUGUUUUGCAUUUGCUUACACUGUAGAUAAGUAAUUUAAUGCCUUUUCUCACACAGUUGUAGAGAUUUUGUUAAUUUUUAGUUUUACAUGACUGUAAUUACAAUCAAUAUGCAUUUAUCCUUUGUAUUCCCAGACUCCACAUUGCAGACUCCUGAUUCAGUGGAAAGACGUAAACUUGCAAUCGUUCAAGAAGUUUUAUACGGCCAUGACAAGGUUAGCGAGAGAAAACAGCCAACAUUUUACGAUGUCGCCACUGGUUUCCGCACAAAAUGAUGUCUGAGCAAUGACAGCAGAAAUUCUAUACUGGUGACAUGUUACUACCAAGAUCUGGGUAGUGCUUCUAUGACCAAUGACAAUAGUAGUAUAAACAGGCCAUCAGUAUGGAAUUUCUGUAGUUGUUGCUCAGACGUCCCACUUUACGCACACCCAUUUAAUACACACACCUCAUUAUGGACAGUUUGCUUUGUCCCUGGGAAAAGAAAGCCUUUACAUUUUCUAUAAAUUCAACCUGGACAAGAGACACCCUGUUAAUAUGGACACUUUGUUUGGCCCUGUCAGUGUCUAUAUUAACAGGAUUUGACUGUAUUUUGUAUACUAGUCACAUAUGAGGGAUGCAGGGUUGUCAUUAAGAGCCGGGGGCCGGGGAUUUUCUCCGGCUACUAAGAGAGUGGCCCCCGGCUACUUUUAUUUGAAAAUAGAAGAAAAAUAGAACCAAAAGAAAUCCCUAGCCGUCUGACUGCCCGCCUACUUGUUGUAUUUACCCGGCAACUUGAAAUCUUAGUGACAACCCUGGGGAUGGGUGAUUAUAUCUGGUAUUAAUAAUACACUUAUAUUAUUACUUCGCUUUUUAUAAACAAGGUUUCCUCAUGAAUUUCUCAUACACUGUAACUUAUUUUCUCUUUAAUGUGUUUUAGUUUCAGGAUGUGCUCACAGAGUCAGAUAAGGCCAUGUCAGUUGUUAAAGAUUUGUUUGGUGAUGACCCUAAGGUAAUGUAUAUGUUGUAGUUAAUUAAUUUUUUUAUCUCAGGUAAUUUUUUUUCUUUUUUUUUGGAUAUGGUAAACUAUGCUAUAAAUGAAGUUGAAACAAAGGAAAAAUAAAAAUUACCUAAGACAAAAAAUUAACUACAACAUAUACAAUCAUGUUCACUUAACAAAAAGUAUUUUGUACUAGCCAAUAGCCAGAGCAAAUAGACCUGCUAAAGUGGAAUCUCCCUUGACUGAAUCUUUGAUUUAGCUGGCAUGUCUCACCAUUCUUGCUUAAUAUUUCGCGAUGGUAACUAAUGGUAUUGAGACUUCACUUUCUCAAUUCAAUUGCAGAAAUACAUGGGAUUUCCUAAUAUCACUGCUGCCCCAUCUCAUGUUUUACGUGGCAAAGAAAACAGGUACCCAACCAAAAAACGUAGCAGUUCCAUUGUUACUGAUUACGCUGUUUAGAUUUUCUUUAAUUUAUUAAUAAUCAUGACUUUAUCCAGACACUGUUUCUCUAGGGCAGUUGUAAAUCAUUUGACACAUGCUAAUCUAAGCGUUUAGCCCAUCAAGAAAGAGGAAGAGUUCUUGGAAAAUUUCCUUGUUUGAAAUUGAAAAGUUUGUGCUCUUGUUCUUAAAUCUAUCUGAUGGUCUGUAACAUCCAGCCUGCGUCGCAGACGUAAUUUAACCCUGGUCUAAUAGUAAUGUCUGUGAGGCAGUGCUGAUAUCCUUGUUCUGGUCCCCAACGGAUUCAACAAAUUACCAGGACUCGGAGUGCAUUUCGAAUUUCCUUCCAACAUGAUUGGCAAAUCAACAAUAGCUUUUUAACAGGCCAAUCAUGGUGCAUACACCAAUCUUGGUACAGCGGUGGAGACCCAGAACAAGGACUUUGGGGCUGUUUCGCAGAUGGACUUAACUAGAGUUUAAUUUCUGUCUGUAGUGCAGGGUAAUACAGUCCAUAGAGUUGACUGCUUUUCUUUUUGUUUUUCCAUGAUCAUAGUAAAUAAAUGCAUUUUUAAUUCACUCUUUAUAGGUUUCCAGUGGCUGAGCCUCCAGAAACACCAACUCAUCUGUCCAUGUUGAGUGAUUCUGUCAUGCGAACACCAGCAUUAAAUGAGCUUUCAGAUGACAACAAAGAAGGUGAAUAUAAGCACUAUUGUUAGCAAACAGACAAAAUAAAUUAUAAAGUAAAUUAUUUAAUAACACUUUAGAGGGCUUUCUUAUAGUUGAUCGCCAAACCGUCUCACCUCUAUUUAUCUUACUGCACUUCCUUGACUAAUUUUUCCAUCUCAUAAGCCCAUCUCAUAAGCCAAGGCUAGGGCAUGGUUGCCACAGGUCAGGAAAUGGUGUGGGAAGAAUGAAUUCUUCAAGCUAGCCAGGUCAGGGAAUUUUACUUCAAGUCAGGGAAAAUUUAAGUCUUUGAAAAAAAGUCAGGGAAAAGUGAGAUUUUAAGAGUACAUAUUUAUUCUUUUCACUCUACUGUUGUUGUUUUCUAACAUUUAAAAUUACAUACAAUUUUACAGACAUGAAUCACGUUGUAUUAGUAGAGUAUCAUUCACGAAAUUUAUAUUAAGGAACUUUUGCUGGAAGUCUGAGUAAAUGGGUGGGGAGGAUGGCUGUGCAUAAAUAAAUCAGGUGGAGAGGAUUGCUGUGAGGGAAUGGUCAAGUCCAUAAUCAGGACUAAUUUGUUAAAUUGUUGGUCAGGGAAAUUUUACAUUUGUAAGGAAAAAGGCAGGAAAUUUAAAAAACCUCUGGCUAUGGCAACCAUGCACUAGGGUGAGAAACAAUAUUAGAAGUGACCCUUCAAACAAUAUAAUUACAUGUACUGGGCAGUUUUCUCACUCUGCUGUAGCCUAAACAAACAUGAAAGUGACUAUCAAAUUUAUUGUAUAUAUUUUUACAUUGCUCUUUUUAGAUGAUGAAAUGGCACCAGGAACACCAAAUUCUCACGAAAUGCAUCAAGCAAGAUCUUACUUCCAACCGAAGCUGGAUCUUGAAAGAUUUCAGCAGUAUGUGGCUGAAGAGCAGAGUAGAUAUAUGGAACAGCCCGAACAGCCUCAUUUAAAUGGGUGUGGUCCUGACCACGUGGCAUUAAAAGAGCAAGGCUCUGACCAUCUGGCACUAUAUGAGCGUGGCAAUGACCAUGUGACAGGACAUGACAGCAUGUUGCCUGGCCCGGCUCAGGACAAACCUGACCUAUAUCCACAUGCAUCACAACCUUAUUUUUACCCGCAAGGAGCUGUAACUACAGUUGGUACAAUAACAAAUGACCAGGCCUCUGGGGCUUUCAUAACUAGGCAUGGCACUGACCAUGUGGCUCCACCUGGCAGCGUGGCGUCAAGAACUGAUCAUGCUAGUCAGCAAGCAACUUUUCUCAGCCAGGAAUCAGUGGAAAUUGUCGCAGGAUCAGGGCCUAGUGUUGUGAAUCCAGGUAUGGCUAGCCUUUACGUAGCAUGUCACCCUAUUUCUUUUCAUUUUCUUGUAAAAAAAAAAAAACGACAACAACAACAACAAAAAGCUCCUACAAAUUUUCCUUCCUUAUCCUUUUCACUUAAUCAAUUUUGGAGACUCGUAAUGUAGUGACUUUUGUUUUAUGGGGCAAAAUCGUAAUCUGUUGCCAUUCAAAAGAAACCAACCACUCUAACAUCAGGUUAUCUCCUCUAACUAGUACUAUUCAUUUUUUUUACUAUUUUGUGUAAACUGAAACCAUUAAGGGAUUUCACUGAAUCUUGAUUAUGUUUAUUGUGGUGUUCACUGCAGAGUCAACGACAAGCAACGGCUUUCAACCAAACUCAAGACCUUCAUCCAGGUAAAAACCAUGACUGUGAAGUUAGAAUACUUCAAAUGCAAAGACUCAUGACAAUAUUAUUGUCAUACCAAGCAAACGCUGUGAAAACAAAAUGUCCACAUUGUCUUCCCCUAGGCCAGUUGGUCUUCUUUGCAGCCGCUCAGGCUGGGGUCAAGUUGGGAACCCCAUGUUUAAUCAGCCGAUAGUUAUUAUGCUUGUACUCAAUUUAUACUACUGUAGCUGCACAUUUUUUCCUGAUUCAAUUGUGCAAGGCCUAGCUGUAAUUAACAGAAAUUUUAUGGUUAAAGCCCUUUUUUUCUAAAAUGGUCUUAUAAUAGUGUAAAUUUUUACAUUGUAUUCUCAAAGUCACAAAGAAAUAACUGAGCAAAGGCCCAGCAAAAUUGAGAAGGCAGCUAACAGUGCAGUGAGUCACAAACCAACACUGAAUUCUUCAGCAAGUGCAGGUGCAACUACCUUACGAAGUCUUGAUGACUUAAAAAAGGUGAGAUUUAUAUAGUACACUGUUUACAGGUAGCUAGCAUGACACCUGAAGGAGGAUCAUGAGGUUAUUGCUACAUUAAGAUCUAUCCUUACAGAUAACACACCCAUCCCAGAAAUGGUUGGUGAGGGUUCUUUUAUGUCCCACUGACAAGAACCAGAUAAGUGAAAGUGCUUUAGGAAUAAAGGACCUAUGUUUUUUGGUCGUUAUCAGAGAAGACUAAAAAGUCUAACCAAUUUGCAGAUGUCAUUACAAAUGCAGCACUUUCUUUUUAGUUAUUUAAUGUAAAGACCCUGAGUGUUGGUCUGGCCCGGGUUUGAAUUAUUACAUAAAAUGUACAUGCGAUAUGAUGAUAGGGCUUAAUUUCAUAGGUUUUUCAUACAGUGUCAAGUUAACGAUACUAUAAUGGCUUUCAUAAGGUUAAAAAUGUCCAAAAGGAAAUUUAGUAAAACCGGAGGUUUUCCCCCUUUUUUACUGACAUUUUUAAGUCAUCUUGAGGUGAGAGAAGAGUUAUUUUUGUAAUUUUGAGGUUCAGAGAGUUCUUAAAAUCUCCUCUGACAGAUGGUGGAACAAUUGGAAAAUGAGAUAGCAGCGUACGAAAUGGAAACAGGCCGACCACCAACUCAUGUUUCCACAUUGUCUGGUUCUGGAUCCUUCAGUGGAUAUACAGCUUCACUCAUCACUGCUGUCACCAAGCUGAUGGGUUAUUUGAAGGAGGUACAGAAUGUUUUAUUUAUCCACAGGGGUUUGACGGGUUAUGGAAAACCAGUAAAGUAAUCACAUUUAAUAAAUUCAUUUUCCAGGCCUGGAAAAUCAUGGUAUUUAAUUGCCACUUCUGGAAAGUCAUGGAAAAUAAACAUUUUGUUUGGUAGAUUAAUUACUGCAGAUGUCGAAGCAAGGAUAAUGUAAGAUUGAGAGGAGUAUUUAAAUAGUGCGAACAGCAACAAACCAGUCUGCAUUUUGUGUCAUUAAACUGAGUUAGGUAAAAAAAUACAAAUGUUUUUUUUUCUUCAUGGAAAGGUGUAAAAAGAAUAUUUUUAAAUUGAAAUUAAAAUGAAAACAUUGUCAUGCUUUUUUUUUUUUGUAAGUAUAUUUUUGGGGUAACCGGUUACUCCCAUGCUUUGGUUAACCUCUGUUUUGGAAAAAAGGUAGUUAUUAGCUCUACAUUACAUGAAGCCUUCAUUAUAUGCAAAGUAUUUUUUCUUUUUCUUAUAGAGUGAAAUUCAACGUAAAGCAGAAAUGAUCAUGAGAGAGCAAGUACUCCAGGGUUUUGAAGAACAAAGGGUUUUGGUCGACGCCUUGACCAAUGUAAGUAUUUCUAUCUUUGUGGAUGGACCCUCCUAAAAUUUAAAGUAUCCAUUACCAGCAGGUCAUGUUUAGUUCUACAAGCACAUUCAGCAGGAUUUUGCAGGUUUUUGUGGGACCUCAGCCUAGGUUUGAUCUAAGACCAUCCACUUGAUAUGGCCUUGAUAAAGUUCUUCACACUUAUUUAACAAAAUCUUGCCUCCGAUCCAAUAUUGCUCAACCACGGUUUUAUCCAGGACUACACACUCCAUACAUGGUCCAGGGCCCUGCUAACUCAGUCAAUGACCCAAUGAGCCAACCACAAUAAGUUGCUGGGGAGCGUCCAGUCCAUUAUCAGGACUAAUUUUUGAAACUGUCUAUUCCAUUGGUCAUGCAGGGAAAUUUUACACUUGUUAGGAAAAAAUCAGGGAAAAAUCAGGGAAUUUCAGAAACCUCUGGCUGUGGUAACCAUGUAAAUGUGAUCAUUCAUACUUUUCCCUCCUAUGUAGGAUAUACUUCACACUCAAGAGCAAAACUUGGCCUUACAACAAGAGCUUCUGGAGUACAGGAAAACCACAGAUGAACAGCUGCAAUAUUUAAAGGUAUCAUUUGAAUGCACAUGCAUUUAAUUUAGUUCACCUUUCACAUGACUUAGACUUGAGAGAGUUGAGUGGUAUUUCAUUUUAUUUCCAGAGAGAACUCUUUGCUGUUCUGAAGAGCCAUGAAUAUCAGGAAUUAUCAAGCAGUAUAAACACGCUGUAUAACUUGAACCCUGUGGCCUUGAAACGAGGGGCCUUAGAUCAGGCCAGUGAAAAUCAUAACUUGGAGUACCUGCCUAGGGUUCCAAUGCCCUGGGCUCAAAAUACAGCUCAACAGCCUCACACGCAUGGAACAGUUACAUCACAAGGGUCUUCUCACGGACACAACCAGCGACAACACAGUCAUAGUGACACUAUGAAACAACCCUCAUUCAUUCCACUUGCAGAUUCCCAGGGAUCACAUUCAUCAUUGCAACAGGUUAACCAGUCUCGAAAUCACCAUCUUCCAGUACAGUCAAAUGUUCAAGUCACCACAGGGAAUGCAAAUGGCCAACAACGUUUUGUAGCUCCGAUGUCGGUUCCUGAUCAUGAAUUACCCCACAAUGGACAUGCGACUUUGGUAUACAAUAAUAAUUCUGUUCCACCUAGCGCCAUGCAUUAUGGAGUGACUAGUAAUAACCAGCCAAGUUCAAACAUUGUCAUGUACCCACCCAGCCAGGCUCCCUUGUCUGUGCCCCAAAUGUCUAUACCUAGUGCUCCUGGAAAAAGACCUAGUGUUUUGCCUGUAAGAAAUCAAUCAACUCAUCACAGUAGUGUGGCUGUGCCCUUGGCAACGUCAACUGUCCCUCCAGUAAGAAAUGAAUCUACCUCACUCAUUAGUAGAAGUGAAGGCACGGGCACAGCUCCCUCUGGAAGAAGUGAACUGAUACAAUUUGGUGGCAUGGAAAUGUCCACUGUUUCUCAACCAAGACAGGAAUCAGUCCCUACAAGUAGUACUGUAGGGGUCUCAGGAACCUCCACAGCUCUUCCUUUGGGAAACAAACCUGUACAUGUCACUACAGUCACAUCUACAGCUCCUUUAUACAGUUCUCAUCAGCAUCCACCAGGGCAAUCUGUCAGCGGUACACUUUUGCAAACACAGUUUGGAAAGGCUGUGUCAAGGAGCUUGGAGCCAACACAACCAUCAAGUAUUUCACAAGGAGUCAGACUCACAACUGUGUCUGAAGCAGUGCCCCGUAGUGCAGCUUCUGCGCCAGGGCAUACAGUACAAGCUGUCAGUAUACCACCUGGUAAAACAUCUCAUACACUACAUCAGCAUCAGCACCAGCCUUCACAGCAAAAUGAUGCUGUGCCAUCUGUAAGACCACAACAUCCACUAAAGCCCAAUGGCUUUGCACCGUUUUCUAGAACAAUGGCUGGGAGUCUCCCUGCUGGUCAUCAGCUACGUGAACGGCUUCAGAACCUGGCAAACAGGCAGAAGACUCUGGCAGUUAAAGGUGAUCAGAAUGUUGGCAGUUUAGUGCCAGUUGGACAGGGAAAAGGAGAAACAAGAGAAGGUAAAGUACAAGGUGUCCACGAUCUUCAAAAUUCAUUUACGGCCAAAACUGUUUGACCUUGUUCAGCAUUGUGAAAGUACACCGGUAGAGUCCAUUGUUAGUCCAUUGUCUGCUGUCACUGAGAUUUCAAGUCGCCGCUCGCGAAAAUCCUGUGCGGCUCUGCACCCCCGUGACUUCCCACCAGCUAUGCAGGCUAAGUUGGCAGCAAUUUGCAAGUCUAUACGCAACUUGAUGGGUGAGGAACUGAACAUUUUAGUUCAAUUUUCCUAUUGUUUCCACUGAAAGUUGCCAGGGGCCACCCUCAUAGAGGCUGAUAGAAAUCCCACCCUCCUCCCCCCUUAGUGAUAGCCCCGAGUCUUUUCUAGUAUUCUAUAAAAAUAUAAAAUAUAAGACCAGAACCAGUGCUUACUCAGUCUCAUCACCCGGGUAAAAAAGAUGGGUACUGGCGACAUUACACUGUAUGUUGUGGAAAACCCUAACUUAUCAGAAUUCUAUCUGUAUCCAAGAAGCAAUAUCUCAAGUUUCUUGACAAUAAUUACAGUUACAGAACUUGUUGUAAUAUCUAGCUAUGUGGUCCCCUGUGUGAGUGCACUCUUGUUACUCUAUUGUUCUCAACAUAGCCUCGCAGGCAGGUCAAUAUACAUUUCAGGUAAUAACAGACUUUUGAUUUCCUCUUUCAGUGCAACUACCACGCCCAAGUUCCCCUCACGUUCACUUCAAAGAGCCUCCAGUUGCUGGUGAAGGGCAUGACACUGCAAAAGAACAUGGGAGGAAAUCUCCUAUGGUAUCACCCAUUCCACACAAGAGUGCUGUUGCAUCCCAGAGGUCAACUGUACCUUCUGAUAACAGGGUUGUGGUGAACCUGCCUAAUGCCUGGUCAGAUGUGUCAUCAACAAUCUCACUGUAA
Molecule: messenger RNA, 9744 nt
Organism: Porites lobata
Lineage: Eukaryota; Metazoa; Cnidaria; Anthozoa; Scleractinia; Poritidae
Source: the annotation of a GenBank genome assembly